Corythoichthys intestinalis (scribbled pipefish) is the source of this 1700-nucleotide messenger RNA. It is a transcript of the gene ndufa10, whose product is annotated as NADH:ubiquinone oxidoreductase subunit A10. Gene Ontology annotation, biological process: mitochondrial electron transport, NADH to ubiquinone. The transcript has 10 exons. Bases 82 to 1149 code for a protein of 355 amino acids. Gene Ontology annotation, cellular component: cytoplasm. The record is from RefSeq and is a predicted model, not a curated record. Lineage: Eukaryota; Metazoa; Chordata; Actinopteri; Syngnathiformes; Syngnathidae.
UUCAAUGGCCCCUUUGCUGUGUUUUCUCUGUUGGGGAUCGGGUAGUGACAGGGGUCAGUCUGUUCUGGAGUACAGUUGAUCAUGACCCUCAGGGCGAUCCGGUUGGUUUUCCCAUCGGUGGCUAGCGCUUUGAAAACCGCAAAUGCUGUUCAGAAGGCAUCCCUGCAUAUGACAGCGGCAAGGAAGCUGGAGUACGGCUGGUGGGCGUACGCACUGGGGGAGAGGACCACGCCGCGCUUGAAACCAUCCAGCAAAAUCAUUUCGGUGGAUGGCAAUUUGGCAUCAGGAAAAGGAGCGCUGGCACAGAAGCUGGCAGACAGGCUAGGGAUGCUCUACAUGCCUGAACCCGACACCUUCUACUUGGACAAGAUGUCUGGAGAUAAGCAGCCUCUCCCAGUCGACUUCAAUGGGAUGUGCAGCCUGGAGAAGUUCUACACUGACCCGAAAGCCGCUGACGGGAAUAGCUACAGGCUGCAGCUGUGGAUGUACGGCAUUCGUCUGAUGCAGUACUCAGACGCCAUCGAACAUCUGCUUACUACAGGCCAAGGUGUCAUCCUGGAGCGUUCACCAUUCAGCGAUAUGGUGUUCCUGGAUGCCAUGUUUAAACAGGGGUACAUCAGAAAAGAAUGUGUGGAGCACUAUAACGAGAUAAAACACAUCAGCAUCUGCGAGUUCCUGCCUCCACACCUCGUCAUCUAUGUGGACGUUCCCGCUGAGGAGGUGCAGAAGAACCUGACGCAAAGUGGCAAGGCUUACCUUCAAAAUGUGCCACUGGCAUAUCUGAAGAGCAUCGAAGACUGCUACAAGAAGACAUUUCUACCACAAAUCAGUGAGACGUCUGAGCUGCUGGCGUACAACGCUACCCAAGCACAAGAUAUUGAGAGGGUGGCAGAGGACAUUGACUAUUUGAAGUUUGAAAAAGGCCCAUGGCUGGAACAGGAUGAUGUCACCUACCAUUACAUGAGAAUGCUUGUUGAAGACAAACAUAAGGUGGCAUCAUUGACCCACAUACCCAGGUUCCUGCCCGAGAUCACCAUCGGAGGGCACGACUACCAUGAUAAAUACUACGCUUUUAAAGCGCUUCCUGGGAAGAAAUAUGCUCAAGGCUAUAAUGCCGACAUUGGAGACAAGUACAUUUGGCUCAAGUGAGGAUCUACACUUUCUGCCAAUCGGCUUCAGCGUGAAAUAUUAACAUAUUGUCUCCACUUGUACAUCCAAAAUAUGUAUGUAUUAAAAGAAUAAACUUUCUCAUGUACAUUCAUGAUGUUAUGUUGAAAGGUAGGCUUACAUCACCAGCUACUUCACUAGGCAUAGCUUUCCUAUCUAAUCAACUCCAAAUUAUAGAACAUAUAUCUGCCAUAACAAUUUGACAAUGUUUAAAAUUGUGGUUACACAUUUCAGGGAGAUAUUUCUGACACACUCAUGGCACUAAAUGAGGUUAUCAAAAUGACAACUACUGCUAUUGAUUAGUCCAGUACUUCUCAAAGAGUGAGGCGCGCCCCAAACAUGCUUUUUUUUUUUUGUGCCGUACUAGAAUAAAGUGUACUUGCACAUCCACUCAGUGGGUGGCAGUGAUGCUCUCAUUUUCAGAGUGCGCGCAGUAUUUUUCAACUAAGCAAGAGCACAGAAAAGAGAAAUGAAGAGCUGUGCGCCGUUUUCGAAAGCCGUUGUAGGUGCACUAUCCUAUUCCCCUCACUAUC